This is a messenger RNA of Myripristis murdjan (pinecone soldierfish), 1728 nucleotides long. RefSeq names its product guanylate cyclase activator 1C (gene guca1c). Gene Ontology annotation, molecular function: calcium ion binding; calcium sensitive guanylate cyclase activator activity. Bases 190 to 759 code for a protein of 189 amino acids. The transcript has 4 exons. The record is from RefSeq and is a predicted model, not a curated record. Lineage: Eukaryota; Metazoa; Chordata; Actinopteri; Holocentriformes; Holocentridae.
GGUUAUCUCUCCUUUUGGCCGCGAGAAGACUUAAAGCUUAAGACUGUGAUUGCAUGAGGUUUCAGGGCAGACCCGGUGCUGCCUGCACUCUACUACCACUGUCCUCACCUGCCUCGGCUCCGCUGCCAGCUCUGUGCAGGAAUCUUGGUUUUUACCUUUUCCCCCCGGAUCUCGCCUGUGGAGGAAAUAAUGGGUGCCCACGGCUCCAACCUGGACGACAUCCUGGAGGAGGACAUGCACCACUGGUACAACAAGUUCAUGAAGGAGUCUCCGUCGGGGCUCAUCACGCUCUUUGAGCUCAAGAGUAUGCUGGAGAUGAACGGCAUGACGGAGGAGGCCAGCAGCUACGUGGACCAGGUCUUCUUCACCUUUGACAUGGACGGGGAUGGGUAUAUAGACUUUGUUGAAUACAUCGCAGCAAUAAGUUUAUUACUGAAAGGAGAAAUUAACCAGAAGCUAAAGUGGUACUUCAAGCUCUUUGAUCAAGAUGGAAAUGGAAAAAUAGACAAGGAUGAACUGGAGACGAUAUUUAAGGCUAUUCAAGAUAUCACCAGGAGUUACGACAUCCCUCCAGAGGAGAUAGUGACUCUUAUAUAUGAAAAGAUCGAUGUCAAUGGAGAAGGUGAGCUGACACUGGAGGAGUUCAUCAGCGGAGCAAAGGAGCAUCCUGAUAUCAUGGAGAUGCUCACCAAAAUGAUGGAUCUUACCCACGUCCUGGAAAUCAUUGUCAGGGGUCAGCAGAAGAAAGCUGUGAACUGAAACCUCAGUUUACGGCCAGGUGGACUUGGCCCGAGACGGGAGAAGAUCAUACGCUGAGGGUGGAUGGAUUUGAAAACCAAACGGUGAAGAGUAAAGAGUGUAAGGUGCUUGAUAAGUCCCAUCUCGAUCACCACUGCCUGCGAGGUGAUCCUAAACACUUUUUAUGCCCAUUUGAUCUCUCUGCAUAUCACCUGAGGGAAGCAGACAGAGACUUUGUCCUCUUCGCUCUGCUUGUGCUGUCACAUUUUCUGUGUGGUGGCUCUUCGCUUUUGUUGAAGCUUAAGACGCUUGAACGGGCGACAGUCUCAGUGAGAGGAAGCCCAUCUGUUUUCACGGUCCCAUCGAGGUAUAAGCAGAUGGCUUAAAGUACCCACAAGGUGAAUAAAUCACUCUGAGGCGCUUGCUGACCCUGUUUCCACUUGGUUUUAACAUGUGUUUCGGCUGAUGCGAACACAAGGGGACAGCCGAGACACAUCACCGUUCACACCUGUCUUUAUGCUUGCGUCUGCAAAGUGUCUUAGCUGACCACUUGUAUUCAGAUUUUGUUACUGCCUCCACGGGCGGGGCAAUAUACACAAAAUCAAAUAUCACAAUAUCUUUGACCAAAUGACUCAGUAUUGUGAUGAUAUUCUAGGGAUGACUGCUGGUUUUCUGAUUCCUGCUAAACAAUCAUCAGUAAUGUGGAUAUGAUGACCAAGCAGGUGCAGGCAAAUGAUAAAACAGCCAACAGUCGAAUAAGUUGAGAGAUUUGCUUUUCUUAACUGUAAUGCAGCCUUUAAAACCAGGAGAAGACAACACUUAUGCCAUAUCACGAUAUUAUAACAUCUGAAAUCUCAGAUCAUAUCUAAUUUCGGAUCAUGAAGUCGAUAAGAUAUCAAUAUACACUCAGUGGCCACAUUAUUAGGUCCACCUGCACAGCUGAAUACAAUCCAAUACAAAUGCUCUGCCAUCAAAUUUUAUUUUCUGAUG